UGCGACCUUCGCCAACGUCCCGCCCCGUCGCCGUCAGGGCCUGCCCCCUAACUCUCCUUCCCAGUUCCCGGUGGUGGAGGAGGUGGUGGUGCUGGUGGGGAAGGUCCUCGCGGCCCAUGCUGGUGGCUGGGGACCCGCGCAGCCUCCAUCUGCCCUGGGCCGGUCCACCGGCCACCAUGGUGGCCCUGAGGAGGCCUGUGCAGCUCCUCCAGGGAGGCUAAUAGAGGUCGAGAGCCGCAGGCCUUGCGGGGAGUGAGGGGGACGGUGAGAGGGUCCCAGGCCUGAACCCCCCCUUCCAUCCACACGCAACCCCCCCCUCCCACCCCCGCCCCGCGCCAUGGCCGGAGCCAUCGCUUCCCGCAUGAGCUUCAGCUCGCUCAAGAGGAAGCAGCCCAAGACAUUCACGGUGCGGAUCGUCACCAUGGACGCAGAGAUGGAGUUCAACUGCGAGAUGAAGUGGAAAGGGAAGGACCUGUUUGAUUUGGUGUGCCGGACGCUGGGGCUGCGGGAAACCUGGUUCUUUGGACUGCAGUAUACAAUCAAGGACACUGUGGCCUGGCUCAAAAUGGACAAGAAGGUGUUGGAUCAUGAUGUUUCAAAGGAAGAGCCGGUCACCUUUCACUUCCUGGCCAAGUUUUACCCUGAGAAUGCCGAGGAAGAGCUGGUUCAGGAGGUCACGCAGCAUCUGUUCUUCCUGCAGGUGAAGAAGCAGAUUUUGGAUGAAAAGAUCUACUGCCCUCCCGAGGCUUCCGUGCUCCUAGCUUCCUAUGCUGUCCAGGCCAAGUAUGGUGACUAUGACCCCUCUGUGCACAAGCGAGGAUUUUUGGCCCAAGAAGAGUUGCUUCCAAAAAGGGUAAUAAAUUUGUAUCAGAUGACUCCGGAAAUGUGGGAGGAGAGAAUUACUGCUUGGUAUGCUGAGCACCGCGGCCGAGCCAGGGAUGAAGCUGAAAUGGAGUAUUUGAAGAUAGCUCAGGACCUGGAGAUGUACGGUGUGAACUACUUUGCAAUCCGGAAUAAAAAGGGCACCGAGUUGCUGCUUGGAGUGGAUGCUCUGGGGCUGCACAUCUACGACCCUGAGAACCGACUGACUCCCAAGAUUUCCUUCCCAUGGAAUGAAAUCCGAAACAUCUCCUACAGCGACAAGGAGUUUACUAUUAAGCCUCUGGAUAAGAAAAUUGAUGUCUUCAAAUUUAACUCCUCGAAGCUCCGUGUUAAUAAGUUGAUCCUUCAGCUGUGUAUUGGGAACCAUGACCUAUUUAUGAGGAGAAGGAAGGCUGACUCUUUGGAAGUUCAGCAGAUGAAAGCCCAGGCCAGGGAGGAGAAGGCUAGAAAGCAGAUGGAGCGGCAGCGCCUCGCCCGGGAGAAGCAGAUGCGGGAGGAGGCCGAGCGCACGAGAGACGAGCUGGAGAGGCGGCUGCUGCAGAUGAAAGAGGAGGCGACAAUGGCCAACGAAGCUCUGAUGCGCUCUGAGGAGACCGCUGACUUGUUGGCUGAAAAGGCCCAGAUCACUGAGGAGGAGGCCAAGCUGCUGGCACAGAAAGCUGCUGAGGCUGAGCAAGAGAUGCAACGCAUCAAGGCCACAGCCAUUCGGACAGAGGAGGAAAAGCGCCUGAUGGAGCAAAAGGUGCUGGAGGCUGAGGUGCUGGCGCUAAAGAUGGCCGAGGAGUCAGAGAGGAGGGCUAAGGAGGCUGAUCAGCUGAAGCAAGACCUUCAGGAAGCUCGUGAGGCAGAGCGACGAGCCAAGCAGAAGCUCUUAGAAAUUGCCACCAAGCCCACAUAUCCGCCCAUGAAUCCAAUACCAGCACCAUUGCCUCCUGACAUACCGAACUUUGACCUCAUCGGUGAUAGCCUGUCUUUCGACUUCAAGGAUACUGACAUGAAGCGGCUCUCCAUGGAGAUAGAGAAAGAAAAAGUGGAGUACAUGGAGAAGAGCAAGCAUCUGCAGGAACAGCUCAAUGAACUCAAGACAGAAAUCGAGGCCUUGAAACUGAAGGAGAGGGAGACAGCCUUGGACAUCCUGCACAAUGAGAACUCAGACAGGGGCGGCACCAGCAGCAAGCACAAUACCAUUAAAAAGCCUCAAGCCCAAGGCAGAAGACCUAUCUGCAUUUGAGUCCUCACAGUAGGUUAUUCCCAGCUCACUUUACAGAGCGCCAAGUCCCGAGUGGCCUUCUUUGAAGAGCUCUAGCAGGUGACCCAGCCGCUCCAGGAUCUGCCACUUCUGCUACUCCCUGCACCAGCAGGAUAGGGGUGACACCGUGGAAACCAUCCAUAGGGGGCGGGCUGGUUUUCGGACUCUUCGUGGGAGCUCUAAAACUUUCUCCAGCUCAGUGGAAGGCCCAGCCCCCUUCAUGUGCAAUUGCCUGUCAACUACGACCCCGUAGAGAACACCUCUCUCCUGGCGUUCUAGUUCUCCUGACCUGAAUCUUUGACUUUUUUUUUGAGAAGUGUUUGUCUGUCUUUGUCAUGUGUGGGAUAUGUUCUUCCUGUGUCCCAGGCACUCGGGCGUGAGUGUCCCUAGUGUGGGAAGUGGCUGUAGGAAGUGAAGUGCAGAGGCCUCCUUUCCUGCAAUAGUGCCGAAGCCCAGCCUGGCCGGUGCCUGCCCAGGAGCUUGUCUGAAAUUAAGAUCCACAGUGAUGGAUUCUCAGCCAUGCACCCCUGAGGCAAUGGUGCUGCGAACAGACAAGCCGGGCUACUGGGCUGCCUUCAGCAGCGAGCAGGCAGGCAGGGCAGCUGUGACGGGGGAGGAACUUGAGACAGACACUGUGCUAAAGGCCUGGUGGCCAGCUGAGGGGCAGGGAGGCACACGGAGCCUGUGCAGGGCUGACGGUACAGAGCACUCACUGCCCUUCCUACCGGGCCCAGAUAGGGUCUGAGUGGCAGGUGAGAGCCACAGUGCCCUUCCUGUCCCCCUUCAGCAUCAGCCUUCUUGCCUGUGGUGGGCCACGGGCUCCCCGAUCUCCUCACUGCCUGGAAUCCAGCCAUGACAAGGGCUUUCACGCAUGCUUCUCACAGGCCCCAGCAGCACUCCGAACUUAGGAGCCCUGUUGCUGAUCUGAAUUAAUCCUUCCCAGUACCCACCCCCCCCCACACCCAUCCCAGCAUGCUCUACCUAGGCCUCAUUUGGCUGUUGUCCAACAGGGUCUCUCCUUUCUCUGCCUGAGCCUGACACAGGCGUUUCCUCCGCCAGUGAUCACACAGGCUGCUGGUGGCACUCCUCCAUGCUGGCUCACACGCUCCAUGGCCUGGGGCCACCAUCUGGCUGCUUUUUUUCUACUUAAGCGGGUAUUACUGUGCCCAACCCAGGAUCCUUCACACCCUAACACUGGACUGUGAAGCAGAGCAGGUGAUAUGCCUCACUUUGUGAAAAAUCUGAUUAGCUUAAGACAGCUGAGGCCUAGAGGUCUUCGAGCAGAGGCAGUCUCUGUGAUAUCAUUCUGGGUUUGAGAAACUGAGGCACUUUGCCCCAUUUCCACUGUCCAACUAGCCAUUCCCUUCUUAGUCCACUUUGCUCCUAGAAGUAUGCCCCUAAGUGUCACCCUGGCCCUUGAGGAUGGCUCUGGUCUGGAACCUGCAGAUUAAGGGAAGUCCUCUGGAACCGAUGUCCCAGGUGUGUGCCAAGUCCCAUCUGUUGUGCAAGUGUGUCGUCUUGGGCCCAAAUCCCAUCCCUGGAUUUCUGCCAGGACUUCCUUUCUUCCCUAUCUGUAAAUUUAAUCUUUAACAGUAGCUGUGGGGCAGAGGAGCAUGCUGGUGGUUUACAAAAGUGAUGGUGAGCCUUGUUGUUUAACUAUUUGUGUAUAUCUCUGAAAUCUAAGGAAUGCUAAAUCACAUGGCCAUAUUGGAGCCACUGGCAUAUGAGUUGUGGCAGGUGCAAGGGGGACCCCAAAAUCCACCCAGCCAGCAACACCUGAGCUCUCCCAGGAAAGGGAGAGUGAGGCCCAAGAGUGUCUCCAGCUCCAGGGAAAAGAAUGAAAGCAGUGUCUGGUCUUCAGAGACCCAGGCUGUGGCUGAGGUGACUCCUGUACAGAGCUUGUCAAGGAAGGAAGUCUCUGGGGUCUGAGGGAGGCAGAGUCCUGGCCACGAUUGCUUCAUUAGGAGCACUUCUGGUGGCUCUUGGGCAAAGGAACCAUGAUGGAGCAGUAAGUCACUGCCCAGCUCUGGACACUGAGGCCUCACCUUGGGCUUGUAGCCAGUCAUAUAUCCUGACUGAAACCACACCUGUGUCACAGCAGCUCCCUGACCCGUGGUCACCACUCCAUUAUUCACAUACCUGUCAGGUCCUGCCCCGCAACCCCCCUGGCAUUACAUAACACUUCCUGAGUGACUGAUUUGUCAUCCUUUGGGCAGAUUCUCCUUUUCUCAAAAGUCUAGAGUCUGACAACCAGCAAUAGUGACUGUUUCUUGCCAACAGGGCGAGGGCCCCGAACUCUGUGGCAUGAACAGGGGGUUCUGCCUCUCCUAGUUGCCGUGGGGCCAGGCCAAUGCUCUUGGGCUUCCAGGGACUCUGUUGUCAGAGGCGUCAAGCAGCACUUUUGCCUGUGAGCCCUGUGGCAUUCCCGUCAGGCCCAGACCAGGGAGGGCUGUUUUCUGUUCUGGUGAAUUGUUGUAAUUUAAGUGAUUGUUUUAAUAAAAACUGAGCUGCAA
Molecule: messenger RNA, 4644 nt
Organism: Jaculus jaculus (lesser Egyptian jerboa)
Lineage: Eukaryota; Metazoa; Chordata; Mammalia; Rodentia; Dipodidae
Gene: Nf2
Product: NF2, moesin-ezrin-radixin like (MERLIN) tumor suppressor
Exons: 17
Coding region: 338-2113 (591 amino acids)
Biological process (GO): regulation of gliogenesis; positive regulation of protein localization to early endosome; positive regulation of early endosome to late endosome transport
Cellular component (GO): apical part of cell; adherens junction; plasma membrane
Molecular function (GO): cell adhesion molecule binding; actin binding
Source: RefSeq, a predicted model, not a curated record